CAAAAUGUCCUCUACAAUCCGUGACCUCACGCGCUGACGUCAUCAUACCGAGACGUUUUCAGCAGGAUAUGUCGCGCGAAAUUUAAAGUUGCACUUUAGUAAACUAACCCGGCCGUAUUGGCAUGUGUUGCAAUGUUAAGAUUUCAUUAUUGAUUUAUAAACUAUCAGAAUGUGUGGUCGGUAGUAGUGGGUUUCAGUAGGCCUUUAAGGCUGCUGAACACAUUGUUCAGGUUUCUGUACGGAUCAAUACGGUUUCAAAAUGAAUACUGUAUUUUUAAAUAUUGUUUUGCAUGACAUUUUUAUACAACAUUGUUGUAUAAAAAAGAUUACAAAAAAGAAAACCAUGGUGACUGUAAAGGCGGGCACAAACAUUACUGCCGCCAGACAAGUUGACGAUAGUGACGUAGGCCUAGCGCAUGCGUGGACCAAUCGGGUCUCGAACCGGUUGCAUCGGUGUAUCGCUGUUGAGCGUAGCAAUCACUUAUAAGACCGAAUCCAAGCAACUUUUCCCGUUCGUUACGCAAACUGCAACCAAACACAGAAAGACAACACACAUGGUCACACAGAACACAAGCUGCUAACUGAACCUUGUGGAGAUAACAAAUGUCCAAACACUGUACAUAAUUCAAAAUGAAACCUAUUUAAAGCCACUAGAAAGCAUGGUGACGCAUUUUAGAUGCUUGGUAUUUCUGAUUCAUUACAAACUUUAAGGAAGUCGUCACGGAAGUAAACAAGGUAGGAGUUGGGUUUCUUGCCAAUACAUCUUAUAAUGUCUAAUCUGCUGGCAGUUAGGUAAAAAUAACUUUGCUGUUCUUGUUUAACAGGUUUUGACUUUGGCGGAUCACACCCAGUUACUUGCUCUUGUCUUCAAUUGAACGCCAUCAAGUGGAAUGGUCAGAUCGGUGAAACUGAAUGGUCCGCAAUGGCCUACCAACAAGUCCUGCUCUAUGUCAUCUGCACUUUGACAGCAGUUUCUGCACAGGAUGUGAAAUAUUUCCUGAAGGGGCAGGACAUACACUUGGCGCCGUCCAUCUCUCAACGACCCAUUGGAAUUCUCUGGCUACAUAAUAGAAAUGAUGUGGUAUUGUUUAUUCGCACGGAGGAUGUUGUGUAUCCUCCAUACAAGAACAGAGUCGCUUUGGAUUGGCUCUCUGCAGAACUCACCAUCAAAAAUGCCACCUAUGAGGACAGUGGGGUCUAUGACUUGGAUGUUAACAUAAACAAUAAGCUGCAUACUUUCCAGUAUAGAAUUGAGGUUAUAGACCAAGUAUCAAAACCCAACAUAUCCUGUGAGAGGAGCGACACACAGCAGGCGACGCUUGUGUGCUCAACAGAGUCCAAACAACCUCAUUUAUUGAUGUUUAAGUGGUAUUCACGUGGAAAAGAGUAUACCGGACCAAAUUUAACUGUCUGGAAUGAAGAUGAUGGUCAAGUUUAUCGUUGUGAUGUCAGCAACCCUCUGACCAAUGAAACGGCUUCAUUCACUAACGAUUGCUUCCUGGACAAAAGAUCAAAUUCUUCAGUGAUAACUGCCAUCCAUACUACCCUCAUUGUGGUCAUCAUUGUGUGUUGCUGUGUAUUAUAUAUAAAACGUCACCAUUUAAAAGACCUGUUGAAAAAUAUCCAACACAGAAGACAAGGGGCAGUAAAAGAAUGGAACAAUGAGCUGGACUCGGAAGAGACCAUGACUCGCCUCAUGGCUUACCACCACCAAGACACCGUCCAACUUGAGGACAUCAGCAAUAAUCAGCAGGUGUGUCCGGACGCUGCGGUGAAAGGAGACCCUAUUGAUACCAGCAUCUCCUGCAGACUGCAAACCCACAGGAAAUGUAGCAGCUGGGCAGGUACCACGACACCCUAUUUCUGGGACACACCCAAUCCUCCCACCGAAGGAACAAUCGGUGUGAAACAGGAGUGAAGGAAGCCAUCUGUUCAACUUAGAGACAAAAUGGAGGUUAACAUCAACUUCUUCUCAAAUAGCAUGCUUUAUCAGCAUCACGCUUCAAACCCUGCUGUCAAAAGCUCUGCACUACAAAACGUGCUCACAGUCACCAUUAAUCCUGACUUCAUUUUGACUUGUGAAAAAACAACUAAUCAGCCAAAAAAUAAAGUUUAGUGUGAAUAAGGACGAGCGUAUUGUUCAUAAGAGUUGCGUGUGGACUGCAGGCUGACGCCUGUUCAAUAAAUGACGCGAGCAAGGACCCGUAAGCAAGCAACACCAAAACUUUGAUGUUUCAUUGAGAAGACAGAACAUUACACGCGGCGCUCGGAAAUGUGUCAAAAUGUUUUAGUACGACUUUGGUAAGCUACGAAGCCGCACCGCUUGAUGGAUUGUUGACGUACCGUGCUUCAACAUACGAGUAUUAUUAUGGUGUGUACAAAGACCCCAAAAUGGCACCUAUUUGGAGACAUAUCAUCUGGCGUUUUGUUUUGCAAACAUAUUGCAUAUUAGAAUAGAAAUUGAAAGAGUAAAUGAAACCAAAUUUCUAGGUAUAAUGUUUGAUGAUAAAUUGAACUGGAAAUCUCAUGUAAAAAAAAUAUACAACAUAAGGUGGCAAUCAAUCAAUCAAUCUUUAUUUAUAUAGCCCUAAAUCACAAGUGUCUCAAAGGGCUGCACAAGCCACAACGACAUCCUCGGUACAAAGCCCACAUACGGGCAAGGAAAAACUCACCCCAGUGGGACGUCGAUGUGAAUGACUAUGAGAAACCUUGGAGAGGACCGCAUAUGUGGGUAACCCCCCCCCCCCUCUAGGGGAGACCGAAAGCAAUGGAUGUCGAGUGGGUCUGACAUAAUAUUGUGAGAGUCCAGUCCAUAGUGGAUCCAACAUAAUAGUAAGAGUCCAGUCCAUAGUGGGGCCAGCAGGACACCAUCCCGAGCGGAGACGGGUCAGCAGCGCAGAGAUGUUCCCAGCCGAUGCACAGGCGAG
This is a messenger RNA of Nerophis lumbriciformis (worm pipefish), 2927 nucleotides long. RefSeq names its product CD48 antigen-like. Gene Ontology annotation, cellular component: membrane. The record is from RefSeq and is a predicted model, not a curated record. NCBI's taxonomy places the organism in Eukaryota, Metazoa, Chordata, Actinopteri, Syngnathiformes, Syngnathidae.